AUGGAUAACUACAACAAAAAUCUGUAUGGAAUCGAGUGGUCGGAGUACCUGAAAAUGUACCCGAAAGAAGGAAAAAGUAAACUCGUCAGUCGGAAAAUGGAGGUGACCAUGCUUCAGAGGAUUCUGGAUCAAGGAAUGGUCAAUAAGGAGCCGGUCACAUUGGACCCAUUUUGGAGAAAUAUCGUUGAAGAAGAGAAAUGGGGAGGAAAUUGGAAGCAAUACAGAGAUCAUUUCCGACAGAGUGUAGCUCAUAGGAUUCCGAAUCUCAAAUUUAUGGACUCCAAGUAUCGUGCUCUCAUGAUUUACGUCUCUUCUCGUAGUGUCACUGACACCUUCAAGGAAGAGUUGGCAAAGGACGAGUGCGUAUGUCACUACGAUGAGAACUCGAGAAUCAUCACAAUCGUUUCGAAGGAUAGGCAGGUGGUUGUCGGCGGGAAGAGACUCAGAAAGGUCGCUAUGAGAAACAAUCGGAAAACUCAGAAGAAAAAUGAGAAGGACGAUGAGGAAGAUGAGAAUAAGGAGGAGGAUGAUGAAGAAGAAGAAGAAGAUGAUGAAGAGAAGGAAUAUCAAGAUGAUGAUGACGAUGAGAAAGAAGGGCAAGACGAGAAAAAAGAAGACAAGUUGGAAAUGAAUACAGCGAUGUCUACUGGUGAAAUAUACGACAUCAUGAUAUAUGAACUGGAGAUUCAUUGUCGAAAGAACAAAGUGGAGUAUCCGGUGAUGUUGGGAUUGGAACAAGGAUCAAGAAACAAGAAAAUGUCGAACCGGCAACUACUAAAACUACUUGGAAAACUCACCAGAUGGGUAGCGGAUACGGCAGAUGAGAAAACGGAUGUUUCAAAAAUCGAAAAAUUCCAAGUAUUGAAGACGAUAAACUUGAUGUCGGGUAUGGUCCCAGGAGAUGAUACAAUGAAGAAGAGUAUCAAGAAUGCGCUCGAAGUUGAAUGCGGAAGAGAAGAGAAUAUCUCUUUGGAACUCUUCGUCCUAACGAUUAACGCGAUACUCGACUGA
Molecule: messenger RNA, 1011 nt
Organism: Caenorhabditis remanei
Lineage: Eukaryota; Metazoa; Nematoda; Chromadorea; Rhabditida; Rhabditidae
Exons: 7
Coding region: 1-1011 (336 amino acids)
Source: RefSeq, a predicted model, not a curated record